CUAAUGCCAACUCAGUAAGAAACCUGUUGCGUUGUUGACAAGUCUUGUCUUUUGGUUGGCACACUAUGGAUGACGCGGGAAUGGCUCGGACAUGGGUAGAAAACUCGUAUUACUAUAUUUACUAUGUACAAUAUUUUAUCUGGAGGUUGGGAACGCACGUUUGUGGAUUCUUUACCAAACAAUCAACGCCACUCAAGGAUAUUUCCAUGUCGUCGAACGCUCUUCAAAGACAUCGGAAUUGUUCUACUCUGCCAUUUUUAUCCACACUUACGACAAAUACAUCACCAAUAAGACUGUUUGUUUAGUUUCGACCUAUCUCCGGACCGAGUUUCUCACCAGAUUCUUUACUCUGAAUUGAGUCUUUGAGCGUCCAAAGUGCAACCUGGGAAGCUGGUGUAUUGUGAGAGGGUACUUACUGUCGUCGAGAGCGAACAUAAGGAGAGGAUAUACAACAAACCAACCAACACCUUUCACAAUGAUCUUGAGGUUAAGAACGGCAGUUCUGGCAGUGGCGUCCCUUAGCGGACUGGCGUUAUCCCAGACAUGGUCUUCCUGCAAUCCCUUGCAUACAACAACAUGCCCGGCCGACCCAGCUCUAGGCAUGACCAUCAACGUUGACUUCACCAAGGGAUCCGUCAACUCGUUCGCCCCGAGCGGCGGCAACCCGACCUACGGCAGCGACGGCGUGACCUUUACCGUCGCCAAGAGCGGCGACAGCCCUCAGCUCAUCAGCCAGUUCUACAUCAUGUUUGGGCGGGUCGAGAUCGUGAUGAAGGCGGCGCCGGGUAAGGGCAUCGUCAGCACGCUGGUGCUGCAGUCAGACACGCUCGACGAGAUCGACCUUGAGUGGCUGGGCGCCGACGGCAGCGAGGUGCAGUCCAACUAUUUCGGCAAGGGCCAGACCACCAGCUACAACCGGGGCCAGUUCCACUCCAACCCGGGGAACCAGGACGGUUUCCACAAGUACGUCGUCGACUGGACCGACGAGCGUAUCGUCUGGCUCAUCGACGGCACCGCCGUCCGCACCCUGCGCGCCUCCGACGCCGAAACCAACCAGUACCCCCAGACCCCCAUGCAGAUCAAGUUCGGCGCCUGGUCCGGCGGCGACUCGUCCCUGCCCCAGGGUACCAUCGAUUGGGCCCGUGGUCCCACCGACUACAGCAAGGGGCCCUUCUCCAUGAAGGUAAAGUCCAUCAUGGUGGCCGACUACUCGACCGGCAAGCAGUACAAGUACGGCGACACGAGCGGCUCCUGGAAGAGCAUCAAGGCCGUCGACGGCGAGGUCAAUGGUAACGAGGGCAAGGCCGGAAGCCCCACCAUCACCGCCACCUCCCUGGCUUCGAGCUCGCUGUCCCCGAGCGUCCCCGCAGGAAUCGGCGCCAAUGCUAGCCCUGCGCCCCGUGUCACUGGCGCUCUCCCAGACGGCUGGGUCAUGAGACCCAACGGAAAGAUUGUGCCAAUCGGCAACGCUGUACACAAUCGUCCCAGCCUAACGUUGGCACUCGGCCCGCUUGCCCUUUCUCUUCUCCUGGCUGCUAUGAUGAUGUAAACAACGUGUGCCCUUGAGAGGUGUCAUUUUUCUGACUUCUCGGCAUGCAUUCUGAUUUACGCCUUGUAUUUUCCCUCCCAUUUUUUUCCCUUCUUUUUUUGCUUUUUUCUAAUGAUCUGCAUUAUCUCGGGCGUUUGCAUCGGCGGGGAGCGGCGGUUUUAAACUGCAUCUAAAGCGGGCUUAUAUCAGCGCCAUGCUUUUAAUCUCCAUGUAUAGAAUCUGGUUUUUUCUUCUUCUUUUUUUGGAUCCUUUGCAUGAGGUUGUUAUCAACCUCGAGGAUAUUCAUCAUGAUAUAGCAC
Pyricularia grisea is the source of this 1848-nucleotide messenger RNA. RefSeq lists its product as uncharacterized. The transcript is spliced from 4 exons. Lineage: Eukaryota; Fungi; Ascomycota; Sordariomycetes; Magnaporthales; Pyriculariaceae. Gene Ontology annotation, molecular function: hydrolase activity, hydrolyzing O-glycosyl compounds; glycosyltransferase activity. Gene Ontology annotation, biological process: carbohydrate metabolic process; fungal-type cell wall organization. The record is from RefSeq and is a predicted model, not a curated record. The coding region runs from base 476 to 1549 and encodes 357 amino acids. Gene Ontology annotation, cellular component: fungal-type cell wall.